This is a messenger RNA of Colletotrichum lupini, 2853 nucleotides long. RefSeq lists its product as uncharacterized. Bases 1 to 2853 code for a protein of 950 amino acids. NCBI's taxonomy places the organism in Eukaryota, Fungi, Ascomycota, Sordariomycetes, Glomerellales, Glomerellaceae. The transcript is spliced from 17 exons. The record is from RefSeq and is a predicted model, not a curated record.
AUGCGGCGAGAUGAGCACAAGCAAAAUAUGAGCCUCGGAGAAACGUCGCAGAGAUAUAAGGUGAUUGACUGCUGGCGGUUUGGUGGUCUUGUCCCGUCGGGUGUUGGUUGGAUCAGAGAGAGAUGCAAGAGUCAAGAGUCAUACUUCGUACAGAGAGGCUCUGAAGCAAGUGGAGGGAUCCGCAUCCCCGUACGAAAUACACCGACCUAUGGUGCCUAUAUGUGGUACAGUGUAGUGCAGUUUGCUUGCCCACCCAUCUGCGCAUCAUCGCCCCUAAGAGGAUCCAUAUACGGGGAGUGGCAGCUGGUCGUUGCAGAGGAUCUCCAGCUAAGAGGGGGAAAAAUCCCAACCCAGACCAGAGGCAGGAAAGGCCCCAAGGGAAAGUUCCCCCCUCCACUCCACUCCCUCUUUCCCUUCCAUUUCAUUCGUUACCCACACCCUACCCCCUCUCAUUGUGAAGAGACUCUCGGUCAGGCCCAAUCACGAUGUGUCUGGAUCCCAUUCGGUACUUGCCUAACCUUACCGGUGACUGAUACUUGGCGUCCCGUUGCUUCUGAAUGGAUGCUGAGAGAGGAAUGCUGCGAUAUGUGGGCAGUAAACGGGCGACGCGAGCAACGGCGACAAGUCAUGGUUACGCAGAGCACGCUUCCCCCCUCUGUCUCGCGCGACCAACGGCUAAGGUUGUCUCUCUUUUAUGUGUUUGAGGGUCGCGAUACCAGACUCGGGCAGAUAUCCUCAACCUUUGGCUUUUCUUGCCCCCAUCAGACCAACAUGAUCACGAGAACAAACCAAGCAGUCUCUCUACUUAACCAUGCUACCUCGUUUCUCGGCCGUUUUUGCCGCAGAGAAAGGAAGAGAAAAAAUUCCCAUCCUUCUCUACAUUCGAGCCUCCGGUUCCGCGUCAAGUUGCACAUACUUAUGGCUUUAGACGGGAGCUCAGUCCUCGACUCAACCACCACCACUAUUGCAAUCAUCUUUCUUUCUUCCGGAUCCGAUUCUGGCCUAUGGCCUCCCAAGGCUCCCCUCCUCACCAAUGCACAGUAUCAAAAGACUCUAUCUCAUCAAGUGUCGGCCACAAAGCUCAUCUCCUCCACCGUCGCAGCGGGCGAGUUGUCAGUAUCACAGCUGCGGGGCGGGAAGGUGAAGGACAGUCAACGGACCAGCUCCCGGAAGUGGGGCUCUUCUUCUGCCAAACAAUCGUCUGGCCAUGUCAGAAAAGCAAAGCGUCUUCCGCUGCGCUUGGCUCCUUUUGCGGCCCCUCGACUCCAGACCAUCCCCGUCCCUCUCACCUGGACCAUGCCACACUGCUUCUUUUCCAAUAUCUCUGCAGCAGCACCCGGCCUAGACGUGUCGCAGACGUGCCGCACCUUGUACCAGCUGGCGGCGCUGCACGCCCAAAACGCACUGCACCGAUUGACAGAUGCUGCAAGAACCGAGAAGGAUAGACAGACGGAGACACAGACAGACAGCCUUCAGGCACCGCGUAGCAGAUGCAGACACAGACACAGACAAAUCCAGAGAAGGCUUCAUCAGAUUAUGCCAGGUGCCCCACUGCCCGCCGCGUACCUUGGCCGCCAAAAUAGCACAUCCGUUUCAAAAACCCCCGGCAGCUCUGAAAGACCACCGCUCUGUCAUCAUAUAAUCAUGAGCCAUCGCCACCACGCAUGCCAUUCAAUAUAUGUAUGGCCAAGAGUCGUGGCAGAAGGGCAGAUUGUCCUCCUGGCUCCCCAUGUCGCCAGCCGGUCAACGCCUUCACCAAGUGGCCACUCGCACUACUAUCUGAUGGCGUGGGUGCUCGAACUACACAUCACCCGUUCAUUGGCGCUGCAUCUUCGGGGUCUUCUCAGCCCAGCAGGGGUUGGCAACACCAUCAGCCAGAUCCUUGAUCCGGUAAACAGCUCCAAUGGUUCGAGGCAGCUGGUCUGGUCCAGUCUGGAGAAGAUACGAGAGCUAUAUUUCUCGCCCGGUCCAGCUCGGAGGAUUGACCGUUGUUCUGAACUUUUCCUGUCGACGUUCGUGCAGACGUUGAAUCGUUGCUUCCUAUUAUUGGCCCGUGUCUGCAACGAUCACCGCCAGGGUUCCGAGUGGCAAACUUGGGCGGAAGAUACAUUCCUCACAGGUAAAGAAUUCUUUCAGAUUCAUAAGGAACAAGAAUCAAGUCGGCAAGGGAACUUGGUCAUGAAUAUGCAGAAACGAGGCAGCACUGCUGUGAGAGCUGCCAAAGAACACGAAGUAAUACACACAUACCGCGCAGCGAAAGCAGCGAGGCUAGCAGCCGACUGUACGACGCCGCAUCAGCUCGAAAAAACCCUGGCACGCCUGAUUCUCAAGAGCAAGAGAGAAGGGCGCACAGUCGAGUGUUCUUUUCAGGACGCUGCGCAGGGAUCGCCGCCCGGCUUGAUGUUGCCAAUCACUCCAGGGCAGGAAGAUAUCUCUCCCUCCAUCGACGGAAGGUCAUCUAGAAAAAAGCAGACGAAACGAGUGCGAAUAAUGUCAAGCAACCCACCUACGUGCCUACCAACCUUCUGCUCGCUGUUGUGCUUCCACGCGGGAAUCCCUGUCGUAGAGCGACUCACUCAAUCACCUCCGCUCUCCAUCCCAGAAUACCUUGUUUCUCCCUCUGGUCUUGGUGAUCUAGAUGGCACCGUUGCUUUUAUGCGCUCGGGGUCAUGGGAUUGCCACCGUGCUCUCCUCUACCUUUGCAUGUGUAUUCCGGCUAGCGGCAGGGCCAUUGACAUGAGAUACACGUUGAAAAGGACGAAAGCAGAGACUUGCCGACAGAUUCGAGCACAAUCUGUUGCCUCUGUCGCCGCUACCGACCUUUCUCUCUUCAAGGUGAAAAUGAUGCUCUAA